Aspergillus oryzae RIB40 is the source of this 489-nucleotide messenger RNA. RefSeq lists its product as uncharacterized. The transcript is spliced from 4 exons. Lineage: Eukaryota; Fungi; Ascomycota; Eurotiomycetes; Eurotiales; Aspergillaceae. Bases 1 to 489 code for a protein of 162 amino acids. The record is from RefSeq and is a predicted model, not a curated record.
AUGCCACGCGAAAUUGCCUGGGACGCGGUCUUCAAGGUCCACAACCGCAUGGACCCAACCAAGAGUGGCAUGUUCAUGGCCUGGGAUUUUGCUCGUGUCUGGGAUGGCCAAACCAUGUAUAUCCGAGACCUGGACUACGGCAAAUGGAUCACCGGCUUGAUCGAAAAGUGUGGUUUCGACCCAAACACCCACUUUGCCAGAUACACCGUCUACUACGAUGGCAUCGAAAUCACUGGAAAUAUCCUCUGUGAAGCUCACUGGCACUAUGCCACCAGAAUGAACCUUGAACGCGGCUUGGACUUUGAGAUUGUUCCCCAGGAUGCCGUGAGGAAUUCUUGGCUUGGCUUGACAAUCAGUACUUCUCGGAUUGAAGGUCACUACACGUGUAUCCUGGAGUUGCCGGUGGAGCUUGUUCCGGGCCGGUGUCAAUGUGCACUUGGAAUCAAUCGUCUUGACUUAGUUGAUGGCAAUGUUGGUGGUCUCCUGUGA